Molecule: messenger RNA, 1554 nt
Organism: Dipodomys ordii (Ord's kangaroo rat)
Lineage: Eukaryota; Metazoa; Chordata; Mammalia; Rodentia; Heteromyidae
Gene: Qpct
Product: glutaminyl-peptide cyclotransferase
Exons: 8
Coding region: 1-1362 (453 amino acids)
Molecular function (GO): zinc ion binding; glutaminyl-peptide cyclotransferase activity
Source: RefSeq, a predicted model, not a curated record
AUGACUCAGGACAGAUCAAGGAACGUAAAAGAAGAUGAUGAAGUAUUUGUCAGCACAGUCCCACCUUCCGGGGCUGCUGAGACGUGUGAGAGGAGGGGAGGGGGUGGCGGCUGCGGCCUGUGCCCCGCCGGCCGCUGGCGGCGAGGGGGAGGCGGGCGCAGUCCACCCAAGGGUGGAGAAGGGAGCCGGCGACAGGCGCGCGUUCCCGGGCUCGUGACCGCCGCCGGCCCCGGGAACCGGCGCCCGCAGGACCUGGCGGAGAUGGCAGGCGGCGGGGACCGGCGCGUCGUGGGCACCGUCCACCUGCUGCUGCUGCUGCUGCUGCGGCUGCUCCUGGCAGCCGCCCCAGCCGCGGCAGCCCAGAGUCAGGAUCGGGACUCCUGGAUGGAGGCGAAGAAUUAUCACCAACCAGCUAUUCUGAAUUCAUCAUCUCUUCGGCAAAUUGCAGAAGGUACCAGUAUUUCUGAUAUGUGGCAACAUGACUUACGACCCUUGCUGAUAGAGCGAUACCCAGGAUCCCCAGGGAGCUAUGCUGCUCGUCAGCACAUCAUGCAGCGCCUUCAGAAACUUCAGGCUGACUGGAUUUUGGAAGUAGACACCUUCUUGAGUAGGACACCCUAUGGGUACCGGUCUUUCUCAAAUAUCAUCAGCACCCUCAAUCCCACUGCCAAACGACACCUGGUCCUCGCCUGCCACUAUGACUCCAAGUACUUUCCUCGUUGGGACAACAGGGUGUUUGUAGGAGCCACUGAUUCAGCUGUGCCGUGUGCCAUGCUGUUGGAAUUAGCUCGUGCCUUAGACAAACAACUCCUUUCCUUGAAGGAUGUCUCAGGCUCCAAGUCAGAUCUCUCACUGAAGCUAAUUUUUUUUGAUGGAGAAGAGGCUUUCCUUCACUGGUCUCCUCAGGACUCCCUGUAUGGGUCUCGGCACUUAGCUACGAAGAUGGCGUCGACCACACACCCACCUGGAGCCAGGGGCACCAACCAACUGCAUGGCAUGGAUUUAAUGGUCUUACUGGAUUUAAUUGGGGCCCGAAACCCAACAUUUCCCAAUUUUUUUCCAAACUCUGCCAGAUGGUUUGAUAGGCUUCAAAAAAUUGAACAGGAACUCCAUGAAUUAGGUUUGCUCAAGGAUCACUCUUUGGAGAGGCGGUAUUUCCAGAAUUUUGGUUAUGGAAAUAUUAUUCAAGAUGACCACAUUCCAUUUUUAAGAAAAGGUGUCCCAAUUCUGCAUCUGAUAACUUCUCCUUUCCCUGAAGUCUGGCACACUAUGGAUGACAAUGAAGAAAAUCUGGAUGAGUCAACCAUUGAUAAUUUAAACAAAAUCAUUCAAGUCUUUGUGUUGGAGUAUCUUCAUCUGUAAUAUUCUAAUUUAGUCAUAGUAAUGACUUCUAUACCAAAUUCAGAAGAUAUGACAUUAUGUAAAAUAUCUGAUUCCAGAUAAAUUCAAGGUGGACACCUUCAUCUUAUAGAUUCAUUCUGUAGGGGUCUUUGAGUACAUGAUCAGUGAAUCCUUCUACCAUAGCUUGUCCUCAAUUAUACAUUGAUUUUUAUC